Knipowitschia caucasica is the source of this 1431-nucleotide messenger RNA. The record is from the annotation of a GenBank genome assembly. Lineage: Eukaryota; Metazoa; Chordata; Actinopteri; Gobiiformes; Gobiidae.
AUGGCAUCUCUGCUAGCGGAGCUAAAGAGCUUCAGAAAAGAGCAUACGGAUGCCUCUAACGAUACCAAGGCCACUCUUGUCCGUGUUGAAAACACCCUGAAAGAAGUCGUCGAACGGACGGCCAAACUCGAACAGGAAAUGACUGAUAUUAAGGAGAGGCUGAAAAUCCAAAUGGAUUCGGGAGUGAAGACGUUCUCUACACUCGCACAGGCAGCACCAACCCUCAAGCAGUUGGGAAUAAAGGUGAACAUAAGCUCUGCGAUCCCUGUGGGCAUUGAUGUUCAGGUGGAGAGUAUCGACAGCAUCUCUGAAGUCAACAUGGACUUCACCAUGACCCUGUACCUGCGUCACUACUGGAAGGAUGAGCGGCUGUCGUUCCCGUCGCACAACAACCAGAGCAGGACGUUUGACUCUCGUCUGGUGAAGAAGAUCUGGGUCCCCGACGUCUUCUUCGUUCACUCCAAACGCUCCUUCAUCCACGACACCACAAUGGACAACAUCAUGCUGAGGGUCUACCCCGACGGCAACAUCCUGUACAGCGUCAGGGUGACAGUGACCGCUCUCUGCUCCAUGGACUUCAGUCGUUUUCCUCUGGACACACAGAACUGUUCUCUGGAGCUGGAGAGCUACGCCUACAACGAGAACGACCUGAUGUUGUACUGGAAGAACGGAAACGACUCCCUGAGGACCGACGAGAUGGUUCUGUCCCAGUUCUUCAUCGAGCACUUCCAGGCCUCCAGUGGACUGGCCUUCUACAGCAGCACCGGCUGGUACAACCGCCUGUUCAUAAACUUCCUGCUGCGGAGACACAUCUUCUUCUUCAUGCUGCAGACGUACUUCCCCACAAUGCUCAUGGUGGUUCUGUCCUGGGUGUCCUUCUGGAUCGACCGCCGCGCUGUGCCCGCCCGGGUCUCUCUGGGAAUCACCACAGUCCUCACUAUGUCCACCAUCAUCACCGGAGUGUCCUCCUCCAUGCCCCAGGUGUCUUAUGUGAAAGCUGUGGACGUAUAUCUGUGGGUCAGCUUCCUCUUCGUCUUUCUGUCUGUGAUCGAAUAUGCAGCCGUCAACUACUGCACCACACUGGAGGAGUGGAGGAAGAUGAAGAAGGGGAAGCUGCCCUCUGGGUACGAUGCGAGCCAGGCCAUGGCGUUCGACGGCUGUUUCCACGACAACGACAUGGAACUGACCCCGUUCCCCAGGCUCCCCGUGGGAAUGACCUCCACCACCCUACCGUCUCCUGCACACAGCCCGUCCCUGAGGGACCCCAGGGAGCAGCCGGAGGGCACACGGCUCCGGAGACAGCGCUCUGUCAAAGAGAACGUGGACCACAUCGUCAGCAACAGCUAUCUGAUUGACUCAUACUCACGGCUGGCCUUCCCACUGUCAUACCUGCUGUUCAACAUCAUCUACUGGAGCCUCUACUCGUCUUGA